CAUGGUAGAUAUAAAUAUAUAGUAGUAAUUUAUAUGCACACAUAAAUUUAAUUCAAACAAAAUGGACAAAAUUCAAAUAUUAGUAACAAUAUGUUGUUGUGUCAUAGCAGUUGCUCUGUUUGUGUGUCUAUGGAAAGUACUAAAUUGGGUUUGGUUCAGACCAAAGAAGUUGGAGAAAUUGUUGAGGAAACAAGGGCUAAAAGGGAAUUCAUACAGAAUAUUGUAUGGUGAUAUGAAAGAUUUUUCUGGGAUGAUUAAAGAAGCUAAUUCAAAGCCUAUGAAUAUUUCUAAUGAUGAUUUAUCCCCAAGAUUGGUGCCUUUCUUUCUUGAAAUCAUCAAAAAAUAUGGGAAAAAGUCUUUUAUAUGGAUGGGUCCAAGACCACAAGUAUUUAUCAUGGACCCUGAGCUUAUAAAGGAAGUAUUCUCCAAAAUCUCUGUGUAUCAAAAGCCUGGUACAAAUCCAUUAAGCGCCUUAUUGGUUCGAGGGCUAACAACCUAUGAGGAAGACAAAUGGGCCAAACAUAGAAAAAUCAUCAAUCCCGCAUUCCAUCUAGAGAAGUUAAAGGUUUGUUAUUCAACUCACGAUUGGUCAACCAAAAACUAUUAUGUUGGGCAAUGCUUAAUUAACGAUGGAUGAAAUGUGUGCUCUUGCUGGCUAAGUCUUUCUAUCUCCUCUGAUUUGCGUUCCUUAUCGUUCAAUCUAAACGUUUAUGUCAUAUGACUAUUUCGAGUAAUAUCUGCUAUCUGACUUGAAGUAGACAACUAUAUGG
Messenger RNA from Solanum stenotomum, 770 nucleotides. Its product is annotated as cytochrome P450 CYP72A219-like. Bases 62 to 637 code for a protein of 191 amino acids. Gene Ontology annotation, molecular function: monooxygenase activity; oxidoreductase activity, acting on paired donors, with incorporation or reduction of molecular oxygen; iron ion binding. Lineage: Eukaryota; Viridiplantae; Streptophyta; Magnoliopsida; Solanales; Solanaceae. The transcript has 2 exons. The record is from RefSeq and is a predicted model, not a curated record.